Messenger RNA from Coprinopsis cinerea okayama7#130, 1293 nucleotides. RefSeq lists its product as hypothetical. The transcript has 4 exons. The record is from RefSeq and is a predicted model, not a curated record. NCBI's taxonomy places the organism in Eukaryota, Fungi, Basidiomycota, Agaricomycetes, Agaricales, Psathyrellaceae. Bases 1 to 1293 code for a protein of 430 amino acids.
AUGAUGGACGUAGCCCUUCUUCGAGAGCUCUCGGAGGAAUUCAAAAAGAUGAUAGAUGGAGGGAUGGCCGAGACAGACAUACGCCGCCAGCUCCCAAGCGACGAUCCCAGCGCUAGAACACCCCGUGGGCUUUUCCACUUUUCGAUGUUCGACUAUGUCCUCACUCUGUUCUCCUUGGGCGGCCUACCUCGUUCGCGUGACACCCCGGGAUCACACACCCCUCCUGCCGAAGUUCUCUCCUCCUUCAUGUCAUGCUUUAACCAUUAUCCAGAAAUCAACUCGCCGGAACAUAAGCCCAAGACGACGCUCAAAGUCCUCGAUGGUCUUCCUAUAAUCCUGACCUGGAUGGAACGUCAUUGUUAUCCUAUCCUUGACGGCACCUCCACCUCCACUGUUCAGGACAAAGCCGACUUGGCCUACCGGGCCUGUCUGGUGAUCUCCUUCAUCAUGGAGACGUACGACGGCGUGAAGGAGGCAUCUCUGAGAUCCAACAACUUGAAGCUUGCUGUCCUCGUCCAAAAGUCGUGGGUGAUCCCACUCUGUGGGAUCGACGGUGAACCGCUCAGGAAUCUCGCCGAGCUGGGCCACGACCCAAUGCUCCACAUUCUGGGCGUCUUCGAGCCUGGAAUGCAUUCAUCAAGGAGGUUUCCUCGUCACAGACGGGCAUUGACGGAUUUGCUAGGGCUACACGAAUCGAUGCGGCUCCAUUGUGGACAAAGGUCCCGUAGGUUCCACGUCGAGAUGGCGGUGUCGCUUUUUCAGGAGAAGGAGCGUACACUUCGGUAUAACGCACCCCGCAAGUAUCCGGAGUCCGGACAGUCGGUGGGAGGAGUGUAUGGUUAUGAUCGAUCUCACAGGACAGUGCGAUUCACCUACUGGAAAACCUGUGGUGGACGUGGCCCUCAUCGACGACUGGAACAAGGGCGCCGAUCAUAUCAUUGGGCGAGGGUGCUCGGCGAAUGUUCGGCGCGCACAGGUUCUCGUGGAGCGCUUUCAACAAUAUCCCUCAGACUGGUAGGACUCUUGAUCUGCGCUAUCAUUGGAUACAAGUGUCGGUAUCGCAUUGAAUCACUCACGGAAGUGGAGAGGAACUCGGCGGACGGCUGGGAUGUGAUCAACAAUGUGGUUCUCGUUGAAAGGAUGAAGUGGACCCCCGAGACGUUUACCUUCUUACCUUCAAGUACCGCGGGCCCGAAGAUUGGAUUGUUGGAUGAGUUUGGCAUGGACAAGAUGCUUCAGUCGGCUUUUCCUGGCAUUGACUCAUCGCUCGAAGGCUUAAAUGAUCUUUGGUGA